AAAAAAAUAAAAGAAGAACCAAAAGAAACUCUUUGCCAAAAUUGUAACAAACUAAAAGAAAAUUGUAAAAAUGUAUUUAAAAAAUAUAAUAAGGGUCUUUCUCUGGUUGAAAAUAUUGUUAAACUUCAAAAAGAAGUUGAAGAAACAAAUAGUGAAUAUUUUAAAUUAAACAAAAAAUAUAUUGCUCUAAAAGAGAAAUAUGAGCCAGUCGAUGAUUAA
Racocetra fulgida is the source of this 219-nucleotide messenger RNA. The record is from the annotation of a GenBank genome assembly. Lineage: Eukaryota; Fungi; Glomeromycota; Glomeromycetes; Diversisporales; Gigasporaceae.